Molecule: messenger RNA, 14804 nt
Organism: Dendroctonus ponderosae (mountain pine beetle)
Lineage: Eukaryota; Metazoa; Arthropoda; Insecta; Coleoptera; Curculionidae
Gene: Dhc98D
Product: dynein axonemal heavy chain 10
Exons: 25
Coding region: 1-14544 (4847 amino acids)
Biological process (GO): microtubule-based movement
Cellular component (GO): dynein complex
Molecular function (GO): dynein light intermediate chain binding; minus-end-directed microtubule motor activity; ATP hydrolysis activity
Source: RefSeq, a predicted model, not a curated record
AUGUCGACCGACUUUCGGAGGGAAUGGGUUAAAAACACCAUCACGAAAGUGUUCGGGCUUAGUUCCGGCGAUUACUUCGAGAACAUGAUGACCAGCGCCGACGAACUUGAGGACAAGCUGUCUUCUUACCUCGAAGACGAUCUGCUAGACCAGGAGCUGAGUAACACGAGCAACCGGUUCUUCUACGUGUUUAGAACCUCUUUCGAAAAAUUGGUGGAGAAAGAAAUUUUGGUCCCUGAAAUCGUAAGAAAAGAGCCCCCCCAAGAAAUAAUCCCGCAAAUGACAGAAAAGCCUAAGAAAAGAAAAGGCGGCAAAGAAAAAUUGAAGAAAGGCGAGAAAAAAGGAAAACGCUCACGUGCUGCUUCUCCUACAACAGAUACAGCCCAACCUACAGAGACCGAAACUCAGUCAAACGAAGCACCAGAAAAUCCUGAUCCUGGCACCGACAAUGCUGAACAAGAUGCGGCUAAACCGGAUACAGCAAAUGCAGUUGAAGCUGGAUUAGAAACCGAUUUAACCGAAACCGAAGCUUCAACACUUCCAUCUGCAGAAGUUACUGAUGUUGAAGUGUCUGAUUUUGAAGAAACCGGUGGCAAAGAUAAAAAAAAGAAAAAGAAAAAAGGCAAACAAAAAGGCAAGAAGAAGCAAGUGGAAGAGUCUGAAGAAAAACCUGCAGAAGAGGUGAAAGUUGAAGAAGACGAAGUCAUUUACGUGCCUAAAAUUACCCAAGAAUUAGUCGUUGACUAUACGUUAACGGGUGGUUUUGACUGGAUUUCUGAAGGUGUAGUCAAUACAGAUACCAGAUUCGUCUACUUCUUUAGACGAACUGAACUUGGAAUUCCCAAUUUCGAAGCAAUGGAUGACGCCAAUAUUGAAAUGCCACUCUAUAUUAGCAUAGGCGUGGUCAAUGGCAAUUUUAUCCAAAGUGUUUCGUUUUUAACACAACAGUUGUUUCUGCCACUUUUCAAAACAACUUUUUCCGAAACUGUUGCUUCAAAAAGAUCUAAGUUGAACAUGAAAGCAUCAAUUUCCUCGCAUACGGAUGUGCACGAUAAAGGCGAUUAUCGGCGAAUGUCCAUGAAAGUGGUGAAAGAAGCUAAACAUCAAAUGCAGCCCUUCGCUGUGGGUAAAUCCAUUAGUAAGGAGCUGGACCAAGCGGAGGGAGACCAUUCGAAGUCUAAUACACCGCUUAAAGAUGAAUUGCUCAAUGAAAUUGCCGGUUUUGGGACGACUCUUCAAUGGGUUUGCGAGCACAUUGAAGAUGAUAUCGACCUACCGAUGACCGAUUUAUCGGAUAUUCUUAAAUCCGAUCGACCAACCGAGGAGUUGAUUAGGGAUCCGAAAGUUAUUGAUACUCUCGAAGAUGCCGUAAUGGGCUGGGAAAGACACAUUGUUAAAGUAAUUGAUAGUUAUCUGGCUAAGACUCCUGUGGGCAAUGGGCCGCUUCCAGAGUUCGAGUACUGGCACGAGAGAGAAGCUGCCUUUAGUUCCAUAGUGGAACAGCUCAAGAAGCCAACUCUCGUCCACAUCUCCGAGCUACUCGACUUGGCAAAGUCGUCUGUUAUUGACGCAUUUAUUCAUUAUCAACUGGACCUUAAAAGAUACUAUGCAGAAGCCAGAGACAAUGUCAAGUUCCUGUCGACUAUUAAGAGGCAUCUUAAGGUGGUAAGCGAAAGCUACGACUUUCGUAAAGUUCGCGACUGUAUUCCGGAUCUGAUCGAGGGUUUGCACCUAAUAUGGGUUCUGUCGAGAUACUAUAACACAGACGAAGUGAUGGUACCGUUCAUGGAACGCAUUGUUUGGUGUCUACUGGAAAAAGUUCGGAAAGUUUUAGACAGCAAUGUAAUAUUUAGAAAACCGAUCGCGGAAGUGAAAAGGAUCACACUAGACGCGGCAGAUAUGCUGGAUACUUGGAAGUCUUCGUAUAUGAUUACCAGGCAGAAAAUUGAAGACUCUGGAAAAGGACAGCGAUGGGAGUUCGAUAAGAGCAAGCUCUUUGCAUCCUCUGACUAUAUGGCCAAAGUUUGUAGGGAUAUUUACAAAUUUGCCAUGACUGUAAGCCACUUUAAAAACAUAUUCGGGCCUGAGCUGAGGGCUAUAGUGAGCGAUCCUCAGACGAUAGACAAUGUGGCCAAGAGAGUGGACAAAUUGGCUGUACACAUUGAAAGUAUCGACUUUGAUAUUUUUGACCAAAAUAGCAAAGAAAAUUGGGACGCUGUCCUCAUUAACUAUGAGAGAGAAGUGCGAAAGCUGGAGGUUGAAGCCGUUAGCUUUAUAGAUCAGAGUUUUAAAAUGAUCAGGUCUUCAGAGGCUGCUUUGGAAAUGAUGCUGAAAUUCAAACACAUAGAAACUCGGGAAGUAAUUCAGAAUAAACUGAUGCAGAAGUUCGAUGUGAUAUUGGAUCAGUAUACUCGAGAGAUAUUGAUUGUAGACGAUAAUUUCACGAGAAACAAACGGCAUCCGAUACUCAACAAAGACAUGCCUCCUAAUGGCGGGGCAAUAUACUGGGUACGUUUGCUGUUUUACAAAUUAAAGAGGCCCAUUUUGAAAUUUCAAAAUGUUCCUGAGCUUAUGAACUCGAUGCUGAGAGAAGAAGCUUUCAACUCGUAUUUGAAGUUGGCCAAAGAAUUGCGUAGCUAUGAAGAAGUGAAACUGGAAGAAUGGUUGGAUACCUAUGGUCCAGUGUUGGAGAAAGUUAUGCAGUACGAUAUUUUGAAAAUAUGUGACUCACCUAGGAAAAAAGCAUUUUUUAAGCCACAUAAAGGAUCAGUUACGCGCGUUAACAGUUCUCAAAUCAAAAUAGGAUCGAUUCUCAGUGGAGGCAAAAGCCUGAUACCAGUGAAAAGUGGUAAGAUGCCCAUGAGAUCAUCCAUGCUGAGCCAUUCAGCCCACACCUUGAUGGAUCGAAUCCAGUCUCAAAAAAACUUGACCUGGCAUGAAAUUAUGGGCUCAAAUAUAAUGAUCGACUUUGGUCUGAAAUUUGAAUUAAACUUUGACGAAUCCCUAUGGAAAUGUUUCAAGUGCAUUGAGAUGUUUGAGCUGUUAAAGUUUUCUUUGCCGGAAAAUCUCCGACUGAUUGCAAUGCGCAAGGAAAAGUGCUCGAAAAACGUCAAUGCAGUAAUUAGAAUGUUAAAGAAGUAUAAUGAUAUCAUAGAGAAGUUAACACCGCCGCAGAUUAUACUACUAAAAGGAAAACUGCAAGAUGUGGAGCUCUACGUUCAACAGGGUCUAUCCCGCAUAAAAUGGUCCUCGUUGAGCAUCUCUGAAUACGCAGCAGACUGCGAAGGUCUUAUAACAGCGCUGAAGACUUUAUUUGAACAUAUCGAGCACAUUGAAAAGGAUUUGUACAGACGACUAAGAACCCUGCAAUCGGCGAAUCUCUUCGACUUUGUGCCAGUUAAAGUUAACCCGAUGAGACUGCCCUGCAAGGAGUUUUUCAAUACGAUGUACAAUGCCAGAACUGAAGCUGUAGCCAAUCUUUUGAAGGUGUAUGAGUCGUUUGGGCCGAUAAUGAUUAAGUUGGAAUAUCUCGUUUUGAAUACGAACACGGGAAAUUCCCCCGAAAUGUACAGUUACUAUACGUUUUGGGAGACUGAAAUUUAUCGAGCUCUUACAACCAUGACCAUUAAAAAUAUGGAAACGUUUGCUUCGAAAUUUGAAAAUAAGGAGUUGUUGUUCCAAGUGGAUGCGUUGGUGGUAACACCCGAAAUUCUUCUAAGACCGACAGCCACAGAAAUAUACAACAUUAUUAUAAGAAACUCUCACGAUUUCUUUGAUAGGCUCCGGCUGUUUCCUCGGUGGAUGCAUGAAACUUGCAUAUUGUGCAAACCCAUCCAGAGAGAGAAGCAGGAAGAGUUCUUAUACUCGUUCCACGAUGAAGUCAUGAAGGUUCCGGAUAUAGGCGAUGCUGUACAGAAGCUUCAGGAUGUCUCCCAUAAGUCCAUCAUUAACGUGCACAAGAACCUCCAAAGGUGGAAGAGGUACAAAAUGUUGUGGUCUUUCGAGAAGGAAUCCACCUGCGAAAGGUUCAUGUCGAGCAUGGUGACCUUAGAGACAUAUGAUGACAAGUUCAUGUUUUACCAAGAUAUCGCCCAAAGCAUGGUGAACUAUCGGGAUUACGUGGAUAUAGACUCUGUCCGCUUACAUUUACGCCCGUUAUUGAACAUUAUCGCUCAGCAUUGCAUCGAAUGGAAGGAUACUUUGGGAAGGCUAUUGGACAGCGAUACCAUGAACAAGAUGGUCGAAAUGAAAGCAACCAUUGAAACUCUCCAUGCUACAGUGAGGCAGAACAUCAAAGGCCUUGAGCGGUUUAAAGCUAUAAUGCAAGCGAUCGCCACUAUAAGAAAGAACAACAUACAAGCUGAGCUCGAUUACAAGAAGUAUCAGGAAAUCUACUCUAUGCUCAGACAACAUGAUAUUAAAUUUGAUCCCGAGCAUGAAGCUCUGGCCUUUCAGCUGGAAAAAGACUGGCAGUCGCUCCUUCUCUCUGGGCUGUAUCGAGAGCAGACUCUCGAAUCUACCAAGGAACGGUUUGCUCUGCUUACUCUGAGUGAAAUCAACAGCUUUAUCGAUGUUCUAAAAGAGUUCCUGGAACGGUUUAUGAGCCAAGGCCCUGGAUCAGUAGGUGAGGAUCUGGAUGCCGGCAUAAAACUAAUGGAUGAAUACAAAAUUGAGUUUGACAAUUUGGAAACUCGAAGAAUAGAUCUAGUUAAUGCCGAGAUGCUUUUUGACAUCCCUCUUGCAGACUACUCGGAUUUUAUUAAAGCCAGGACAGAUUUCCAAGGCAUGGAUGUGAUAUAUAAGUUGUACAAAGCGCAGAAACACGCCAGGGAGUUGUGGGGUAAAACUCUGUGGGCAAACCUGAACCCCCAAGCUCUACUGGAUGGAAUUGACGGAUUUUUAAAAGAGUUCAGAAAAAUUUCCAAGGAAAUUCGAUCGAUGCCGGUGGGAUUAACCUUGGAAUUGAAAAUGAAGCAAUUUCGUAACUCGGUGCCUUUGAUGGUGGCUCUUAAGAACGAAGCUCUGAGAGACCGCCAUUGGCGCCAAUUAAUGGAUAAGACUGGCAUUGUUUUUGAUAUGGCGCCUGAUCGAUUUACUCUGGACAACAUGUUCACUAUGGAAUUGCAUAGAUUCCAGGAUAUGGCCGAGGAAAUUAUUAAUAACGCAAUUAAGGAACUCGCCAUAGAGCGGGGAGUCACUGAAAUUGCGGAAACGUGGAAGGCGAUAUCGUUUGUAGUGAUCAAGCAUAUGAAGGGAAGUGAGGAUCGCGGGUUUAUAAUCGGACCCACUGAAGACAUAAUGCAAGUCCUUGACGACAAUUCGAUGAAUCUUCAAAGCAUGGCCGGCUCUCAGUUCGUAGGACCUUUUCUGCCACAGGUUCAGAAAUGGGAGAAAACAUUGGCAAACAUCGGGGAAGUUAUUGACGAAUGGCUGGCAGUUCAAAGGAAGUGGUUGUAUUUGGAGGGAAUUUUUGUCGGCGGGGACAUCAGGGCCCAACUGCCUGAUGAAGCCCGAAAAUUCGACGACAUCGAUAAAGCCUUCAGAAGAAUCAUGCUGGAAACUGCCAAAAGGCCGAUUGUUCUUGAAGUUUGCGCUCUGCCUGGAAGACUAGAGGAGUUUCAAAACUUAGAAGCCGGACUCGAUCGGUGCCAAAAAUCCCUCAACGACUACCUGGAUUCCAAGCGAAGAAGAUUCCCCCGGUUCUAUUUCGUCUCAACCGAAGAACUGCUGUCGAUUUUAGGCAGCAGCGAAUACACAGUGGUCCAAGACCACAUGAUUAAGAUGUUUGAUAAUAUUAAAUCCUUGCGCUUUUCAACAGACAACAACGACAGAGUGAUUGCUUCAGCCAUGGUCUCUGGAGAAGGAGAAGUGAUGGAGUUUCGCACUCCGGUCAUGAUAGAAGGAAAAGUUGAAGACUGGAUGAACGACGUGUUGAAGGAGAUGCGAAAAUCCAAUAGAUUCAUCACCAAGAGCGCUAUUUAUUAUUACGGUAAAAUUCGCAGACCUCGUACGCAGUGGAUGCUGGAGUAUCAGGGAAUGAUUUGUCUGGCCGGCAGUCAGGUUUGGUGGACCGCUGAAGUGGAGAACGUCUUUGCAAAAAUCAAGAAAGGAAACAAGAGAGCAAUGAAGGAAUACUUGCAGCAAUUGAAUGCGGGGUUGGAGGAAAUUGUUUUCACAGUACGAGCUGAAUUAACAGCAAAUGAUAGAACGAAAUUUCGCACGAUUGCAAUCAUUGAAGUCCAUGCCAGAGACAUCGUAGAAAGCUUUGUCAGGGAUAGCGUGAUGGAUGCUCAGGAGUUUGAAUGGGAAAGCCAGCUUCGCUUCUACUGGGUGAAUAAUUUAGAUAACCUCUGGGUCACUCAGUGUACUGGAUCAUUUGAGUACGGCUAUGAAUACAUGGGCUUGAAUGGUCGCUUGGUUAUCACUCCCUUAACUGACCGGAUUUAUCUUACAAUCACUCAAGCUUUGAUCAUGCACAUGGGCGGCGCGCCUGCCGGUCCUGCAGGUACUGGAAAAACUGAAACUACCAAGGAUCUAGCAAAGGCUAUGGCCCUGUUGUGCAUUGUCACAAAUUGUGGGGAAGGAAUGGACUACAAAGCCAUUGGAACCACGCUUGCGGGCUUAGCGCAGUGUGGUGCCUGGGGCUGCUUUGAUGAGUUCAACAGAAUCGACAUUUCGGUUCUUUCGGUCAUCAGCACUCAACUUCAAACCAUCAGAAGUGGUUUGAUGAUGAAGCUGGAACGGUUCACUUUCGAGGGCGUGGAAAUAGCUCUGGACUCCAAAGUUGGAAUUUUCAUUACCAUGAAUCCCGGCUACGCUGGACGGACUGAGCUUCCAGAAUCAGUCAAGGCGUUAUUUCGACCGGUUGUGUGCAUCGUUCCCGAUUUGGAGAUGAUUUGCCUAAUAUCCCUGUUUUCGGACGGGUUUCUUGAAGCCAAAGUGUUGGCUAAAAAAAUGACUGUGCUCUACAAACUGGCCAGAGAACAGUUGUCGAAACAGUUCCAUUACGAUUGGGGGCUGAGAGCUUUGAACGCGGUCCUGCGAAUGGCUGGAGUGCUCAAGCGAGCUUCGCCUGAUAUCAAAGAAGCUCUAGUUCUAAUGAGAGCUUUACGGGACAUGAACCAUCCGAAAUUCGUCUAUGAAGAUGUGCCACUCUUUUUGGGCUUGAUCAGAGACUUGUUCCCGGGCAUGGACUGUCCUAGGGUGGGCUAUCCAGACUUUAACGCUGCAGUGGAAAAAGUGUUUGCCGACGACCGUUACAUAGUCUUGCCUUAUCAGGUAGACAAGGUUAUUCAAAUGUAUGAAACUAUGAUGACUAGGCAUUCGACAAUGUUGGUGGGCCCGACCGGAGGCGGUAAAACUGUAGUGAUAAAUGUUUUAUCCAAAGCCCAAACCUUGCUGGGACUGCCGACGAAAAUUAACACCCUAAACCCUAAAGCCUGCUCAGUGAUAGAGCUCUACGGAAUUCUGGAUCCUCUGACUAGAGAUUGGACUGAUGGGCUACUAUCAAAUAUUUUCAGAGAAAUGAACAAGCCCACCGAAAAACCCGAGAGAAGAUACAUUUUAUUUGAUGGGGACGUUGACGCGCUAUGGAUCGAAAAUAUGAACUCCGUUAUGGAUGAUAACAAGCUACUAACUUUGGCUAAUGGAGAACGAAUUCGAUUGCAAGUCCCUGUAUGCGCGUUGCUGUUUGAAGUUGGAGAUUUGCAAUACGCUUCUCCUGCAACGGUCUCGCGCGCCGGUAUGGUUUACGUGGACCCGAAGAAUCUGGGCUAUCAACCCUAUUGGGAUAGAUGGGUAAAUUCACGAAAACACGAGCCUGAACGGGAGGCCUUUUCGGAAUACUAUAAUAAAAUCGUUCCCGAUUUAAUGGCAUAUGUAAUGGAAGGAACAUUGGGAAAUAAGCAGGUCUCUCCCUUGAAAACGGUCAUUCCGCAAACAGGCCUUAACAUGAUUACUCAGCUAUGCCACAUGAUAGACGCCAUUUAUCCUCAGCCGGCUGAAGAUACGAGACCUCCAGAUGAAGUGGUGGACACUGAUUUGAUUAAUGCAGUAUUCACCACGUCCCUGUAUAACUCUGUUGGGGCUGCUCUAAUUGAUUCCUGUCGCUUAGAAUUUGAUGAAUACAUGAAGGCACAGAUUUCCAUGCUUACAUCCAAUGAUACAAUAGAGAAAAAAUGCGAUUUAAUUCACAUGCCAACCGCCUGUGCCACGCUCUAUGACUAUUUCUUGGACUUGAAGGAGAAGGUUUGGGUGGCCUGGGAUUGGCUGGUUCCUGAAUAUACCCACGACACCGAUCAAAGAUUUUCGCAAAUUCUAGUUCCCACCGUGGACACAGUUCGCGUAACGUAUAUCCUGCAAUUAAUGAAUCAAAUCAAAAGACCCAUUGUUCUAGUGGGCGAAACGGGUACAUCGAAGACUGCAAUUAUUCAAGAUUUUCUUCGUCGCUUGGACUCUGAUGUCUUUAUUCUGUUGAAUAUCAAUUUUUCUUCGCGGACUUCGUCAAUGGAUGUUCAGAUGAACUUGGAAUCUUCUGUGGAAAAACGUACAAAAGAGAUAUAUGGUCCUCCAAUGGGGAAGAAACUGAUUUGCUUCAUUGACGACAUGAAUAUGCCUCAAGUUGAUGACUACGGCACUCAGCAGCCCAUUGCAUUACUGAAGCUUCUAUUUGAAAAGGGUGGGAUGUACGAUAGGGGGAAGGAUUUGAAUUGGAAGGUGCUCAAGGAUAUUUCUUACUUUGCUGCCAUGGGAGUAGCCGGAGGCGGCAGGAACGAAGUGGAUCCGCGAUUCAUCUCCAUGUUUACGGUGAUGAAUUUGGUUUUUCCCACCACCACCACUUUACAUCGUAUAUACUCUUCAAUAUUAUCCGGUCAUUUAUCGGCGUUUGACGAAGAAGUUCAAAUUGCAGAUACAUUGCUGACCAUGACUCUGAACCUCUACAACACCCUAAUAGUUCAAUUACCGCCAACACCAAGCAAGUUUCAUUACAUUUUUAACAUGCGCGAUUUGUCGCGGGUUACUGCCGGUUUGUGCAAAAUCACUCCAAAGUUUUUUCAAACCCUGCCCCAAAUCGUACGGGUGUGGAGAAACGAGUUUGUAAGAAUAUUUUGUGAUCGGUUGAUCAACGUUGAAGACCAAAAGCUUGUGCGUAAUGAGCUACUAGAGCAAGUAAAGAAAUACUUUCCCAAGCCGCUGAAACAAGAACAGCCCAAAGUGGAUGAUGAUGACUUUGUUUUCGUCCCUGAUGAUCCUCAGGCCGAAGCCGAAGAAAAAGAGCAGGUGGAUGUAGUGGAAUAUACCAUGCGCGAUCCAUUGCUGUUUGGAGAUUAUCGCAACGCCACCAAUGAAGGCGAACCGAGAGACUAUGAAGACCUGCUUGAUUACGACGCUAUAUACUUUUUGUUCCAAGAAAUUAUAGAGCUGUACAAUGAGCAGAAGGAAAAGUUAAGCAUUGUGCUUUUCAACGAUGCCUUGGAGCAUUUGACCAGGAUCCAUAGAGGGCUGCGCUUAGAAAGAGGACAUGUAAUGUUAGUGGGAGUUGGUGGCAGCGGAAAGGGAAGUCUGACCAAACUGGCAGCGUUUACUGCAGGGUGCGAAGUAUUUUCCAUUACUCUUUGCCGAGGAUAUAAUGAGGCAAUGUUCAAAGAAGAUUUAAAGAAGCUUUACUCUCUACUGGGGAUCGAGAAAAAACCGACAGUGUUCUUCUUUACAGCUGCUCAAGUCGUUGAAGAAGGCUUCCUGGAGUUCAUCAACAAUAUUCUAAUGAUUGGCUAUGUGCCUUCGCUGUUCACCGACGAUGACAAGGAGCAAAUUAUAGGACAGUGCAGGGCUGCAGCUGUGAAGGCUGGCUAUGGGGUGGGGAAAGAUAAUGUCUGGCAUUAUUUUAUAAACACUUGUGUGGAUAAUUUACAUGUAGUGCUGUCCAUGUCUCCUACUAGCGACGUCCUGAGCAAGCGAUGCAGGAAUUUUCCAGGAUUGGUCAAUAAUUCCACCAUUGACUGGAUAUUUCCCUGGCCUCUUCAAGCCCUGUUUGCGGUGGCUUCAGUGUUUCUUAAAGAAAACGUUAACAUUCCCGAGCAGUACCGAGACACUAUUAUAGAACACGUUGUUCAUGUCCAUCAGAGUGUUAUUGACUUUACCGCUAAUUAUUUGAUAAUAAUGCGGCGAAAGAACUACGUCACUCCUAAGCACUAUCUGGAUUUCAUCACUACCUACUUGAAGCUUUUGGAAGAAAAGGGAAAUUACAUUAACGCCCAAUGUGACCGGCUGAAGAGCGGAUUAUUGAAAAUCGAAGAAGCCAGUGGAGAACUAGCGAUUUUAAACGCCAAACUGGAAAAGCAAAAAGUUGUUGUUGGAAAAGCCACUGCAGAAUGCGAAGAAAUGUUGGGAGAAAUUGAAGCUGGCACCAAAGUAGCUACGGAAAAGAAAGAUAUCGCCUCUUUAAAAAGCACGGAAAUAGAAGAACAAGCCAGAAUAAUUAGCAUUGAACAAGCAGACGCUGAAGAAGCACUGUCCGCAGCUUUGCCAGCGCUUGAAACUGCCAGGCUCGCUUUAGCAGAUUUGGAUAAGGCGGAUAUAACGGAAAUUCGCUCUUUUGCUACUCCACCCGAACCAGUGCAAACUGUAUGCGAAUGCAUAGUGAUACUAAGGGGCUACAAGGAAGUUUCCUGGAAGUCUGCGAAGGGAAUGAUGGCGGAAGCCAAUUUUCUGCGUUCUCUGCAGGAAAUGAACUGUGAUGCUAUCACCCAAGCUCAGCAAAGAGCUUGCAAAGCACAUAUGAAGAAAUCCUCUAAGCUGGAUGAGAUGUCUUCUAUCAGUAAGGCCGGUUUUGGGUUGCUCAAAUUUGUGCAAGCUGUAUUGGGGUAUUGUGCGGUCUACCGAGAAGUGAAACCCAAAAAGGAGCGAGUAGAGCAGUUGGAAAAUGAGUACAAUACUGCCAAACGCAACCUGGAGAAGCUCUACAGUGAAAUUGGCAAAUUGGAGGAAGACCUGGAUAAACUCAACCAGAAGUAUGCCAAUGCAAUGAAGACCAGACAAGAGCUGCAAGAGGAAACGGAUAUCAUGAUGCGCCGUUUGGAAGCGGCGGACAAACUGAUUUCUGGAUUAAGCUCGGAGAAAAUUCGAUGGACCGAAGAUCUGAAUCAGCUCCAUAUAGAGAAAGAAAGACUAGUGGGGAAUUGCUUGCUUUGCUCGGGAUUUUUAGCGUAUUGCGGUCCGUUUACUUUUGAGUUUAGGCGAGAUAUGGUCUAUGUCGACUGGCAGGAUAGUGUGCAAACUAGGCAAAUUCCUGCAUCUCAACCAUUUAAGCUGGAGACACAUUUGACUACUGAUGUUGAGGUCAGUCAAUGGGUCUCUGAAUCGCUUCCCCCAGAUGAAUUGUCCAUUCAGAACGGAAUAUUGACCAUAAGAGGUUCCAGGUUUCCUCUCUGCAUUGAUCCUCAGCAGCAGGCCUUGAACUGGGUGAAAAAACGCGAAGAAAAAAACAAUAUGAAGGUGCUCAGUUUCAGCGACAACGACUUUUUAAAACACCUGGAUAUGUCGAUUAAAUAUGGAGCCCCGGUGCUAUUUCAGGAUGUUGAUGACUACAUCGAUCCUGUAGUGGAAAAUGUCAUACAGAAAAAUGUGAAGAUCCUCGGAGGGCGUGUGUUCGUCAUCCUUGGUGAUAAGGAGGUGGAUUGGGAUCCUAACUUUAGACUCUACAUGACUACUAAGUUUGCUAAUCCGAUAUUCAACCCUUCAGUGUAUGCAACUGCAAUAGUAAUCAAUUAUACUGUAACACUGUCUGGGUUGGAAGAUCAGCUUUUGGGUGUGGUGGUUAAGAAUGAAAGACCCGACUUGGAGGAGCAGCGAGAGCUGCUCAUCAGCGAAACGAGCGAAAAUAAGAAUCUUCUGCAAGUUCUGGAAGAUUCGCUGCUUCGGGAGCUAUCUACCACUACCGGGAACAUGCUGGACAAUGUCGAGCUAGUUAGUACGCUGGAAAACACCAAAAGCAAAGCGACGGAAGUGAUGGAAAAGCUGGAUUUGGCCGCACAAACAUCAAAAGACAUUGAUAAACUCAGGGACGUGUACCGCCCUGUGGCAAGAAGAGGAGCUAUCUUAUUCUUUGUGCUUUCGGACAUGGCAGGGGUUAAUGCUAUGUACCAAUACUCGCUUUCUUCAUAUUUGGAAGUGUUUGCUUACUCGCUGAGAAAGGCGUUACCCCACACCGUCUUAGAUAGGCGAUUGUUCAAUAUCAUCAACAUGCUGACCAAGAAUGUGUACGACUAUGGAUGCACUGGCAUAUUUGAGAAACACAAACUUUUAUUUUCGUUUCAAAUGACGGUCAAAUUGGAACAGAGCACUGGAGCUGUUUCACAAGCCGAGCUGGAUUUCUUCAUUAAAGGUAGCGUGAGUUUGGAAAAGUCGAGCAGAGAACGUCCGGCAUCUUGGUUGAGCAACCAGGGAUGGGAGAACAUUCUAAAACUCUCCACUGAUUUCCCUCUAAUGUUCGAAAAUUUGCCUAAUCAGAUUGAGAGAAACGUUGAACUAUGGCAGGAAUGGUAUGAUAUGGACGCUCCAGAAGCCAUGGAUUUUCCUUUCGGCUACAAGGAGAGACUGAAACCUUUCCAAGUACUUUUACUGUUAAGGUGUUUUCGCGUGGACAGAGUAUAUCGAGCAGUUGGAGACUACAUAACGGAAGUGAUGGGAGAAGAGUAUAUAAUGCCCCCGGUUAUUAGUAUGGACAAUAUCUUUGAGCAAUGCAGCCCCACUACUCCUGUGGUGUUCAUUUUAAGCCCCGGCUCUGAUCCUACAGCAGAACUGAUGAAGUUAGCAGAUAGAUGCGGCUUUGGUGGCGGAAAAUUUCGCUACUUAUCCUUGGGCCAAGGCCAAGAGCCCACAGCUCUGCAGCUGUUGGAUACCGCUAUAUCCAGAGGACAGUGGCUAAUGUUCCAGAACUGCCAUUUGCUCAUAUCUUUUAUCAAGUCGUUGGAGAAGCAUAUAGAAAAAAUUAGUAAACCGCAUCCAGAUUUUCGACUUUGGUUAACCACUGAUCCAGUGGCGACAUUCCCAAUAGGAAUCCUCCAGAGAUCACUGAAAGUUGUAACCGAGCCUCCAAAUGGAUUGAAACUGAAUCUGCGCAAUACCUUUUUCAAGAUGCGAGCGCAACUGUUGGAUUCCUGCGCUCAUCCGGCGUUUAAGUCAUUGGUGUAUGUGCUGGCCUUUUUCCACGCAGUUGUACAAGAGCGCAGAAAAUAUGACAAAAUCGGCUGGAAUAUUUGCUACGACUUUAAUGAGUCCGACUUCAAUGUGUGCAUUCAAAUUCUGGACACCUACCUGACGAAAGCGUACAAAGCGAAAGAUUCUAGAAUUCCCUGGAAUAGCUUGAAGUACCUAAUUGGGGAAGUUAUGUAUGGCGGGCGGGUGAUUGAUGACUUUGAUAGAAGAAUUGUGAAGACUUACAUGGAUGAAUACAUGGGAGAUUUUCUGUUUGAUACUUUUCAACCGUUCCACUUUUAUCAAGACAGCACCGUGGAUUAUAUUAUUCCACCCGAAGGCACCAAAGAUGACUACAUUGCUUUUAUUGACGAACUUCCACUAGCCAAUAGUCCUGAAAUAUUUGGUCUGCAUUCAAAUGCGGAAAUUGGGUAUUAUACUCAAGCCACAAAGGAAAUGUGGAAUAUUCUGAUUGAACUGCAACCUCAAGUUUCUGCUUCAGAAAAAGGUAUCAGCAGAGAAGAGUUUAUUGAAGCAGUGGCGAACGAUGUCCUAAAGAAGAUACCUGAAGAAUAUGAAGUAUGGAAAGUGCGACGCUACUUCCAGCGAAUGAUGUCGCCUACUAUAGUGGUGCUCUUACAAGAAUUAGAGCGAUUUAACAAGUUAAUAGCCACCAUGAGAAGAUCGUUGGUGCAACUGAAGAAAGCUUUGGCCGGUGAAAUUGGUAUGGACACUGUUCUGGAUAAUGUGGCCUAUUCUUUGUUCAAUGGCCAAUUGCCGGCUAGCUGGAGAAAACUGGCCCCAGCUACUUGCAAGAACUUGGGAGGAUGGAUGGAGCAUUUUGAAGCUAGACAGCAGCAGUAUUUUUCAUGGUCAACUACUGGAGAACCUACAGUGUUAUGGAUCUCUGGACUGCAUAUUCCUGAAACUUAUCUCGCAGCAUUAGUUCAAAUUGCCUGCCGUUUGCACAACUGGCCGUUGGAUCGGUCCACCCUGUAUACUUUUGUUACUGAGUAUGUGGAUCCAGCUGAUGUGAUUUUGCGACCUGCAGCAGGUAACUGCUUAGUUCACGGACUCUAUCUUGAAGGUGCAGCUUGGGAUGUAGAGAACAACUGCCUCAAAAGAUCAGCACCGAAGGUGCUGAUUGAAAAACUGCCCGUACUUGGAGUGGUGCCCAUUGAAUCAUUCAGGCUCAAGCUUCAAAACACGUUGCGAACCCCCGUAUAUACAACAUCCCUAAGAAGAAACGCUAUGGGGGUUGGUUUGGUUUUUGAGGCGGAUUUGAGAACAACAGAACACAUCAGCCAUUGGGUUCUGCAGGGAGUGUGUUUAGUGCUAAAUACGGACUGAAACGCAUUUAUGUGUGAUUGGAACUUAGGUAUUUGUUUGUUGUUGUCUCUUGGACGUUUUUUAGUUUUGGUGUUUAAGUGAAGUGAGACAAUGUGUUAGUAUUAUUUCUCUUAAAGCCGCUUUUGAGGAAGACUUAAAAUUCGUACAAAUUUAACGAAAAGACUGAAAAAUAUUACUAUGACUUCCAUUCAUCAAGCCGAUGUGUAAUGCUCUAAAUCUAGAACAGUUCUUGUUAUUUAAUAAAAAUAUUUUCAAUAGCA